CUGUACCAAUUGAACCUGGCAUAUUGGCGAUGCGUUCAUCUGGCUGUUCUUUACUGCGACAUCCACAGAUGGCCCCUGACAUGUGCGUCAUCCUGCUAGGCGAACCUUCAACCAACACAAGCCGUUCAAGUGCUCAACGAUCGGGUGAAGCGCAUUUCAAGACUCAAUGUCGAGAUUGCCGACUGGCUUCAGGUAUGCGACUCAUCGACACAGUUGUGUUUUCAAGCCCUUACUAACUGCGGCACGUUAGGAAAGACGCAGAGUUGAGGAGCAAUAUGUCCAAGGUCUCCGGAAGUUGACCCAAUUUAGGGUCCCUAAUGCGCAAUCAGAGCUUGGCACUUUCCAGGUACAAUGGGACAAGAUUGUCUCGUCUGCCGAAGGCAUCGCGAUGUCCCACCACCUGUUCGCGACCAAGAUCGAAAAGGACGUCGAGACACCGCUGCGCACCUUUCACAUGAAGAAGGAGAUGCAGAACAUCCAGACAAUACAGGGCAAUCUACACAACAUGGCCAAGGAGCUCGACGAUGCUCAGAAGAAGUCGGAAGCCCUCAACAAAAAGGCUGGGAAGACGAGCGCCGCCAAAAUGGACCAGGCAGCUUCGAGAUUGGAAUCUGCAACAAGCCAGUGGGAGUCGCAAGCUCCCUUCAUCUUCGAAUCCCUUCAAGCACUAGACGAAACCCGACUGAACCAACUGCGCGACGUUAUGACCCAGUAUGGAACAUACGAAGGCGAACAAGGUCAGCAGAAACAGGCAGAUGCCGAAUCUGUCUUGAACAGCCUGCUCGACUAUCAUACAGGCAACGAGAUCCAGUCCUUUGUAGCAAAGACGACAGCUGGCCGGCCCAAAGUACAGAGCCGACCUCCCACGACCACUCGCGCAUCGUCGAGUCUCGGCGGCGGCGGUUCAUCACUCGCCCAAACACCAAGCAUCAACGCGCCGCCUGCGCCGCCUACAGCUCCAUCUACAUACGACGAUGACCGCAGCGACCAUUCCGGCCUGAGGGAAGAAAAGGGAGGCGAGAACAAGCUGCGAAGUCGCAUUGGUACUAUGCUGGGCAGAAGACGACAGAGCAUCCACGGCGGAUUCGGUCAACUAUCACCGGCUAAGGGUGCGACCGUUUUCGGUAGAAAUACGAGAAGCAGUCACGGCCUGUCACCCCGAGCAUCAUCGAGCAAUCUUGCCGAAUCGAAUAACAGAUUAGAAUCCCUUGCCGAGCGACCCGACUCUUCGGGCCAACCUACGCGAUCGUCGGAAGCAAACGAGAAGUCAAGUCACGAGGGUACCAACGGUGUUGGAGGCGACAGCGCAAUUGAUGCACCGCCAUUUACGGAGCAGACUUCAGCCACUCAUGUUAAUGGCACAAGUACUAUUCUGCCGGCUGACAUUGCCGAUGUUCCACCACCACCCGGCCCGCCUCCCUCUCAGAGGGAACCUGAAAAGGACGCCGAGGGUUUCAGCGUGCCAGCCCCAUCCAAUGAUCCCAUAACCGCAGCCCAGAGGGAAGCCGGUGAGACGAUUCCCGAAGAUGGUGAGCCAGCAUUCAAGCUCAACAUUCAGAAAGAGCCCGUCGCCGAUGAAGACCCCGAGGAGAGACAGGCGGCUUUGUCCAACUUUUCCAACAGUCUCUCAGCGCUUGGCGUGCCAACACGCAAGACGGGUACAGUCCGUGGCCGCAGAGAUGUUAGGAACACCAUCUAUGUGCCCGCACCUGUAUCAGAAGAUAGUCCUCUGCCUCCAUCGCCAGCUGUUCCGGCUUCCUUCUCGAAGCCUUCGGCUAUGGCGGCUUUGACCUCGGAAGUUAGCGUGGCCGGCACUUCGGACACGCAGUCCAUCCGCUCGUCCAACUCCUUGAAUAGCAUUGCGCACUUCCACCAUCCUGACAUGCACGAGCCAGGAUUGAACUCAUCUGUCAUGGAGACUGUGUCGGCGACCUUUGAAGCUGGCCAAGUCAAGUCCGCCAAAAUUAAUGGCGAGAUAGCCUUUUCGUUUAAUCCAACCGACCCGUCAAGCGCUCAAGCACAUCAAGCCAUUCGCGUCAACAAUUUCCUUGCUCUUGAAGCAAUCGGUCCAAACCGGAUAUUCGUCGCAAACCAUACACCAGACCAGCCAGAUCAGUUCACGUUGGAUCUGUCACAUCUUCGCCAAACCCAGGCCACCGUUGGUUUCUCGUACCGAUUGCACAGCGAUCCGACGACACCGCCCACAGACCAUGUGCCCCUCUUGGUGAAACCUGUUUGGAAGCCGCAAGGUGACAAACUUGGUUUGCUACUGCAAUACAAGCUGAACCCAGCCUUCAAAUUUGGCUCCCACAUUACUUUACAAAACGUCGUCUUCCUUGUUGCAUACGAAGGCAAGGCGUCGGGCGCUCAAACCAAGCCUUCAGGAACCCAUUUGAAGGACAAGCAUCUAGUAUACUGGCGUCUGGGAGACAUCACGCUAGACGCCGCCCAAGAUUGGCAAAAGAUUGUUUGCCGGAUCAUAGGCGAGGCUGGAGUUGAGCCGAAACCUGGAACAGUAGAUGCGCGGUGGGAAUGCACCCCUAACCUCCAAUUCUCGGACGGUAUUAGCAUCUCGAGACUCGAAGAGGGUAAAGGCAAAGAGAUCGAAUUGAGUGAGGACGACCCUUUCGCGGACGCAGGUGCAAGCGACAGUGGAGAGGGGUCACGUUGGGUUGAUGUACAUGCCGCCAGGAAGCUUGUCAGCGGCAAGUACGAAGCGCAUUCGUAGAACGGUUGGGUGUUGUUGAAGCCAGUAUAUUUUGUUAUCAUUCGUACAUAUAUGCGAUCGUACUUGACGAAUAGGCUGACUAUUGCCAUUCAUCUCAAGCAUUGAAGCAUUUUGACAUUAGCGGGCAUUGGUGGUAAGAGAUCGGUCCAAGUUCAUUCUAACAUUCUUAUUGGUUCGAUGUAUGCUGUCUGAUUCGUGUGUGGCCAAUUUGAUCCUUGCGCGAAUCCUACAUAACGAUCACACCUCAGAUCCUCGUUCCAAGCCGCCAGGCAGCACUUGUCAAUGUCUCAUCUUUAGGUUCCCCUAAUCCAUUACCAUCUUCUGUCAC
Truncatella angustata is the source of this 3056-nucleotide messenger RNA. Its product is annotated as Muniscin C-terminal mu homology domain-containing protein. Gene Ontology annotation, biological process: septin cytoskeleton organization. The record is from RefSeq and is a predicted model, not a curated record. Gene Ontology annotation, cellular component: cell division site; cytoplasm; plasma membrane. The transcript has 3 exons. Bases 389 to 2728 code for a protein of 779 amino acids. Lineage: Eukaryota; Fungi; Ascomycota; Sordariomycetes; Amphisphaeriales; Sporocadaceae.